This is a messenger RNA of Onychomys torridus (southern grasshopper mouse), 4929 nucleotides long. RefSeq lists its product as uncharacterized. NCBI's taxonomy places the organism in Eukaryota, Metazoa, Chordata, Mammalia, Rodentia, Cricetidae. Gene Ontology annotation, molecular function: nucleic acid binding; zinc ion binding; aspartic-type endopeptidase activity. The record is from RefSeq and is a predicted model, not a curated record. Gene Ontology annotation, biological process: proteolysis; virion assembly; DNA integration.
AUGGGACAGUUGGCCGCCAAGUCUGCGUCCACCCCUUUGUCCCUAACCCUCUCUCAUUGGUCGGCAGUGACGGACCGCGCAUUGAACCUGGCGGUUUGGGUGAGGAAGGGAAAGUGGCAGACUUUCUGUUCGUCUGAAUGGCCCACCUUCGGAGUCGGGUGGCCGGUAGAUGGUACUUUUGAUCUUAAUAUAAUCAGAGCAGUCAAACAAAAGGUUUUCAUUCCAGGUUCACACAGACACCCGGACCAGCAGGCCUACAUUUGGGUAUGGGAGGAUCUGGUGACUGACCCUCCUAAGUGGGUCAGACCCUUCCUGACUGCUCCUGUAGCACCUUCACUCACUUCUGCUCCGAUUCUUGUGACAAAACCUUCCCAAUCGACUCCAUUACUGACUGCAUCCCCUCCUCAAUUCCCCUUACCUGAAUCCCAGAAUGACCUCAUUUCAUUUGCCUUAGACUGCCCACCACCGCCACGACCGCCUCCCUAUCUGCCCGAACCACGACCUUCUGGCAGAGACUGGGCCCAAGGUGACAUGCCCGCUCUCCAAUACUGGCCCUUUUCCUCCUCUGAUUUAUAUAACUGGAAAAAUAAUAACCCUCCAUUUUCUGAGUACCCCUCCAGAUUAACAGGUCUCUUAGAUUCCAUCAUGUAUUCUCACCAACCUACUUGGGAUGAUUGCCAGCAGCUCCUGGGGAUCCUCUUCACUACGGAAGAGAGAGAGCGCAUUUUCCUGGAAGCCAGGAAACUAGUCCCCUGGCCAGAUGGGCAACCGACUCAACUCCCCACCCUGAUUGAUGAGCGCUUCCCACUAAGACGACCAACCUGGGACCCAAAUACCCCGGAAGGUAGGGAGCAUCUGUCCCUCUAUCACCAGACUCUAAUGGCGGGUCUCCGUGCAGCAGCCAGAAGGCCCACUAAUUUGGCUAAGGUAGGUGAGGUUCUCCAAGGGCCUGAUGAAACCCCCUCUACCUUCCUUGAAAGGCUCAUGGAAGCAUACAGGAGGUAUACGCCUUUCGAUCCACAGUCUGAAGAACAAAAGGGGGCGGUAGCGAUGGCCUUUAUAGGAUAGUCAGCUGCAGACAUAAGACGCAAGUUACAGAGAUUAGAUGGUUUGCAGGGACUGAGUUUGAGAGAUUUAGUCAAGGAAGCAGAAAAGGUUUAUUAUAAAAGAGAAACUGCAGAGGAAAAAGAAGCCAGGUUAGAAAAAGAGAGAGAAGAAAAAGAAAAACAAAGAGAGAAAUGGCAAAAUCAAAAUUUAUCACGGAUCCUGGCAGUGGCAGUGAAAGACAACUCAGGGCCUCGAGGAAAAGGAGGUCGCCCACCUUUAAAGCUUAACCAAUGUGCAUACUGCAAGGAAGAGGGUCAUUGGGCCCAAGAGUGCCCCAAAAAACAGAGAGGAUGAGGCUGGUCAGUCUUGGCCCUUGAGGACUGAGGAAGUCAGGGUUCGGAACCCCUCCCCGAGCUCCGGGUAACCUUUGAAGUGGAGGGGACCCCAGUCGACUUUGAAGUAGAUACGGGAGCAGUCUUUUCAGCAAUACAACAACCGCUCGGGCCACUAUCUUCCCACAAGUCUCUAGUCCAAGGGGCCAACAGGAGUAGAGAGAGACCCUGGACCACUCAGAGAACAGUCAACUUGGGGAAAGGUACUGUGCAACAUUCUUUUCUGGUCCUUCCUGACUGUCCAGCGCCUCUCCUGGGGAGGGAUCUUCUGACAAAAUUAGGAGCCCAAAUAACUUUUACUGCCCAAGGACCUGAAUUAAAGUUUGCCCAUCCCAUGGUCAGGGACUUCCACCUCCUCACUCUAGAACUCCCAGCAACAGAGGAAUAUCGGCUGUAUGGGACCACCAUCCCCGCGGCCCAACUGACCAUGGUCCCCACAGGAUUGGGAAAUGAAGAAUGGAUCCGCAGGUGCCCAGAGGCUUGGGCAGAGACGGGGGGACCUGGACUGGCAGUAGAACAGCCACCUGUUGUGGUUACCUUAAAACCCACAGCAGUUCCGGCUCGGGUAAGACAAUACCCCCUCAGCCGAGAGGCCAGAGAGGGCAUCAAACCCCACAUAGAAUGAUUCCUAGAACUUGGCAUACUAAGACCAUGCCAAUCGGAUUGGAAUACUCCGCUCUUGCCAGUAAGGAAGCCGGGAACUAAUGAUUAUAGACCCGUCCAAGACCUACGGGAAGUAAACACUUGAGUAAUGGACAUACACCCCACAGUGCCCAACCCCUACAACCUUCUAAGUACGCUGCCCCCAGAACGAAAUUGGUACACAGUUCUAGACCUGAAGGAUGCUUUCUUUUGCCUGCCCCUUCACCCAGACUCUCAGAAACUUUUUGCCUUUGAAUGGUCAGACCCCAAGAAGGGAAGAACGGGGCAGUUAACUUGGACCAGGCUCCCACAGGGAUUCAAGAACUCUCCAACCAUCUUCGAUGAGGCCUUGCAUCAGGACCUCCGGGAGUUCCGAGAGACAACCCCCGAGGUCACUCUCCUCCAAUACAUUGAUGACCUCCUACUGGCUACUGACAACCGAGAUGCCUGUAGGCGGGGGACAGAGAAACUACUGGGUACCUUGGCAAAAUUGGGAUAUAGAGCAUCUGCCAAGAAGGCACAAAUUUGCCAGAAUGGAGUCACCUUUCUCGGCUACUCUCUUGAAGGAGGGAAAAGAUGGCUGACAGAUGCCUGAAAGAAAACGGUGGCCAACAUCCCUGCCCCAUCGGAUCGCCGUCAACUGCGGGAGUUCCUAGGUGCGGCAGGGUUCUGUCGCCUAUGGAUCCCAGGAUUCGCCGCCAUAACUGAGCCAUUCUCCCCCUUACUCAAGGAAAAGAACUCCUUUGUCUGGCAAAAGGAACACCAGAUAGCGUUCCAGACGCUGAAAAAGGCGCUCCUGUCGGCACCUGCCCUCGCCCUUCCUGAUGUGAGUAAGCCCUUCACUCUGUACCUCCAUGAGAAAAAGGGGGUGGCGGUUGGUGUACUAGCGCAAGCUCUCAGACCUUGGAAAAGGCCCGUCGCCUACUUAUCCAAACGACUCGACCCAGUGGCUAGAGGAUGGCCUACCUGCCUGCGGGCAGUAGCAGCAGCGGCUACUCUGGUGAGAGACGUGGACAAAUUGACUCUGGGGCAGCACCUGACCAUCAUUGCUCCCCAUGCGCUGGAGAGCAUUGUUCGCCAGCCACCUGAAAGAUGGCUGAGCAAUGCCCAGGCCACCUAUUACCAGACAACGCUACUAGACCGAGACCGCAUCACAUUUGGGCCCCCGUCCCUUUUAAAUCCGGCGACUCUCCUUCCAAUCUCCUCGGAGGAGGGUGAGAUGAAUUAGUCCCAUAACUGUGAGGCUAUCCUAGCCGAAGAGACUGGGGUCCAAAAGGACCUAACAGACCAGCCUCUAGCCCACUCUGAUCUGAUAUGGUAUACGGAUGGCAGCAGCUUCCUGAGUGAGGGGCAGAGGAAAGCGGGAACAGCCGUAGUGGACAAAAAUCGGGUAAUUUGGUCUAGUAGCCUCCCGGAAGGAACUUCAGCCCAGAAAGCAGAAUUGAUCGCGCUCACGCGAGCUCUCACCAUGGCUGCAGGGAAACGGGCCACAAUCUAUACUGACAGCCGGUAUGCGUUCACAACAGCGCAUGUGCAUGGGGCAAUAUAUCGAAAAAGGGGGCUACUAACAUCGGCCAGAAGAGAAAUUAAAAAUAAAAGAAAAAUUGAGGCCCUAUUGGAGGCUGUAAUGUUGCCCCAAGAGCUGGCCAUCGUACACUGCCCUGGGCACCAAAAAGGGGACUCCCCAGUGGCCGUGGGAAACAGGAAGGCUGAUCAAGAGGCAAAGGAGGCUGCCCUCCGGGAUCCAAGGAGCCUGGCCAUUCACGCCUCAACUCUGAAGGAUCCAGCUCCUGAAGAGGCUCCACCCCUGGAACUUCUGAAAGACACUCUGGAAAGGAUUCAUAAAUUAACCCAUCUGGGCAGCAGAAAAUUGAUCCAGCUGACUACAGAAGAUAAGACUCUCUCCCCAUCUGAGAAGAAACAAAUGGCAGAGAAGGUGGUAGCUGCUUGCCGGGCCUGCCAGCAGGUAAAUGCAUAUCCUGGGAAACUGGCCCCCGGAAAAAGACUACGAGGAACCCACCCUGGCCAGCAUUGGGAAGUAGACUUCACCGAGGUAAAGCCAGCUAAGUAUGGCCUAAAGUACCUGCUAGUGUUUGUAGAUACCUUUACAGGAUGGGUAGAAGCCUACCCCACCAAAAAGGAGACUGCAGCAAUAGUCACUAAGAAAAUCCUGGAAGAAAUCUUCCCAAGAUUUGGACUGCCUCAGGUAAUUGGGUCAGAUAAUGGCCCAGCAUUCAUGGCCCAGGUAAGGCAAGGACUGACAAAAAUACUGGGGAUGGACUGGAAGCUGCAUUGUGCAUACAGACCCCAGAGCUCUGGACAGGUAGAAAGAACCAACAGGACCAUUAAGGAGACCUUAACCAAAUUGACCAUGGAGACUGGCUCUAGAGAUUGGAAGAUGCUCCUACCAUAUGCCCUCUUUAGAGCUAGAAAUACCCCUUCCUUCAUGGGUCUUACUCCCUUUGAACUGCUCUUUGGGUGUGUACCCCCAGUUAAGAACCUAACCAUCCAGCAAGGAGAAAUCAUGCCUUCCCCUCUGUCUGACAGGCUGCAAGCUUUAGCAUCUGUCCAACAUACACUGUGGAAGCAGCUGUCCGCGGUGUACCAACCCGGCGGGGACAGCGCUGCCCAUCAGUUCCACGUGGGGGACUUUGUAUACAUCCACAGACACCAGCAUCAGACUUUGGAACCCCGGUGGAAGGGACCAUACCAAGUCCUGCUGACCACCCCGACGGCAGUCAAGGUGGACGGGAUUGCUGCCUGGAUUCAUGGCUCUCAUCUCAAACCUGCCCCUGUCCCUGACCUGGAGGCUGAUCUGGACUGGACUGUGGAGUGGACUGAGCAUCCC